CUUUUCAACAACAUGUCGGAAAGUGGUUGUGCAUAGUGAACUCUUAAAAUAUUUAAUCCUUAGUAAAUACUAGUAGAUUUCCUUAAAUAUACCACUUUUGGUUUAUAAUUAAUGAUUAGCAUUAAUGUAAUAAGAAACUUUCAUAGAAACUAGUAAGUUGGUCCAAGUUUUAUCUGAGUCUGUGUGUAGUUCGUGGUUGUUUGUGUUUGUGAGGGUGAUGAACAAAUGGAUGAAGUGAAAAUGUGGUAGCGGACGACUGAAGCUUUGAAAGGAGAAAAAGUAUCUUAAAAUACUAGAUUGUUUUUAAAAGAUAAUGUCUGGUGCGUCUGGUUCAGGGAGUGGAGCGGGACGCGGCCGGGGCUCCAGUGCUGUAGCGGACAACAAAGAAAAAGAAAAUAAACCCAAUCCUAAAAUGUCGAAAGCCCUGGGUACAUCGGCAAAGAGGAUCCAGAAGGAACUAGCAGAGAUCACACUAGACCCCCCUCCAAACUGCAGUGCGGGCCCAAAAGGAGACAAUUUGUAUGAAUGGGUGUCAACUAUUCUUGGACCACCUGGAUCAGUAUAUGAAGGAGGUGUUUUCUUCCUUGACAUACAUUUCUCACCAGAAUACCCUUUCAAACCUCCUAAGGUGACAUUCCGGACUAGGAUAUACCACUGUAACAUCAACAGCCAGGGAGUGAUAUGCCUGGACAUACUCAAGGACAACUGGUCCCCCGCACUCACCAUUUCUAAAGUCUUACUAUCUAUUUGUUCCUUGCUCACUGAUUGCAAUCCAGCGGACCCGUUGGUUGGCAGCAUUGCGACACAGUAUCUGCAGAACCGCGAGGAGCACGACCGCAUCGCGCGCCUGUGGACCAAGCGCUACGCGACAUGAUCGCCCUGCCACGCCCGCUCAUACUCAGCCCAUACCAUUCUGUUCUCAAAAUCAACCCUCCACAUUAAUAUAAGCUUAAAAUGUUAACAACCCGUUUUGCAUAAUUAUCUGCGUCACGACGCGAUUCCUGACUGUAAAGUUCGCAAUGUGCGUGUUUCUUAUUACGGCUUAUCAAUUUUUUUUUGCAAUUUAAUGUGAUGUAAUAAAAAGCAUAAGUGUCCAAAACAUGAAUGUAGGACUUAUUUACUAAAUGAUCUUUUUUCUGUUAAUUGUUUCUUGUGUAUGAAUACUGAAUAAUUUUCUUAAUGAAUUCGUAAUUUUAGGUUUUACCAGUGAAUUUGAGUCAAUUUUCCGCGAUAAUGCGAUGAUCUCAGACACUUUGUACUGUUACUGCUUAUGUGCUGUCGGACUAUUUCUGGACGACUUCUAUGUUAUAAAUUAAUAAUAAAUCGUAGAUUAUCUCUA
Leguminivora glycinivorella is the source of this 1339-nucleotide messenger RNA. It is a transcript of the gene Ubc2, whose product is annotated as ubiquitin-conjugating enzyme E2-24 kDa. Gene Ontology annotation, cellular component: nucleus. Gene Ontology annotation, molecular function: ubiquitin conjugating enzyme activity. The coding region runs from base 314 to 874 and encodes 186 amino acids. The transcript is spliced from 4 exons. Lineage: Eukaryota; Metazoa; Arthropoda; Insecta; Lepidoptera; Tortricidae. The record is from RefSeq and is a predicted model, not a curated record. Gene Ontology annotation, biological process: protein polyubiquitination.